This is a messenger RNA of Leptonychotes weddellii (Weddell seal), 1353 nucleotides long. RefSeq names its product transmembrane protein 80 (gene TMEM80). The record is from RefSeq and is a predicted model, not a curated record. Lineage: Eukaryota; Metazoa; Chordata; Mammalia; Carnivora; Phocidae. Gene Ontology annotation, biological process: non-motile cilium assembly. Gene Ontology annotation, cellular component: ciliary transition zone.
CUCCUGUACGAAAGUGCCCGAGCGCUGCCGGACGGGUCGAACGGGCCUCGGCCGCGGAUCGAAUCAACUCCCGAAGCGCGGCGCGGUCGGGUCCCUUCGGGAGCAGAAGCGAAAAUGGCCGAAGACGCGAAUAGUGCGGAGCCGAGAGACUGCUGGGAUCGCGGCGGACUCGGCGGGCGGGGCCGGGCGGCAAGAUGGCUGCCGCACGGCGAGGGAGAGCUUCCUCCGCGGUGCUCUCGUCCGUCUCUCUGCAAGUGCUGUUCUGCCUGAGUGGGGCAUAUUACGCCCUGUAUUUCCUAGCUACACUCCUGAUGAUUACAUAUAAAAGUCAGGUUUUCAGUUAUCCUCAUCCUUACCUGGUCCUCGACCUGACUCUGCUGCUUCUGAUGGGGAUUCUGGAAGUGACUCGGUUAUAUCUUGGCACCAAGGGCAACCUGAUGGAGGCCGAGGUGCCGCUGGCCAUCAGCCUGGUCCUCACAGCAGGGGGUGCCCUGCUGUCCACCUACUUCCUGCUCUGGCAGACCCUGGUGCUGCGGGCAGACUCCAUCCUCAGUGCCACACUCCUGGCACUCCAUGGCCUGGAGGCCAUCCUACAGCUGGUGGCCAUUGCUGCCUUCGUCAGCUAGGCAGGCGGUGCCCAGCUUCCCUCCCCACGCCCCCCCCCCCGCCAGGGUGGGACAGCUCUGGACAGAAGCCACCUCCCCGGAGCUCGGCCAUGUCUGGCUGGCUCCCUCUGGGGUGCGCUGACCUGCUUGAUCACCGAGGGGGGCAGGUGAGGAUGGUGCAUGUUUUCUUGCGGUGCUGUGCAUCUCUCACAUAAUUGCUGGCAUUCCGUGCUUUCCACACUGGUCCACCUGGAGCUACAGGGUGGCGUGGGGAGCCAGGGACCCACAGCUCACGGCGGGCCAAGUCCUGGACAGCGGUCAGCUCUGCUUUGCAACAGAAAGAAAAGAAAUGUGAAGGUGCCAGCAAGCUCUGGUGUUUGGGGGGUUUUUGCAGAGGUGGCCCCUUUCCCCUUGGGGCUCCUGUGGGGAGGUGGUCUGAAGCCCCGGCACUGAGGGGAGGGAGGCAGAGAAUGGGAGAGUGACGGAGAACAGCCUGCCACUGCCCCGGGCUGGGGCUUCAGGGCUCCGACGUCCAGGCCUCCGUCAGGAAACCAUCAGGAACGUUUGCACUGUGUUAGACGCAGUCACAGAACGAAAGGGCUCCUGGAAGGACUCUGAGUUCAUCAUGUUCUCUAGUAACUUGCCUUCGUUUAUAUCGCACCCUCUCCACGUUUGGAAUAACAUGUUUGAAUAUCCAGGUAUUUUCUCCUUGCCAUGUUGUCGAAAUAAAUGUUUAUACCUCCCUCAA